This is a messenger RNA of Ilex paraguariensis (yerba mate), 1136 nucleotides long. NCBI's taxonomy places the organism in Eukaryota, Viridiplantae, Streptophyta, Magnoliopsida, Aquifoliales, Aquifoliaceae. The record is from the annotation of a GenBank genome assembly.
ACACAAUUGUGAAUGUAAUUGUAAAGGGCUCCUUCCAUCAUCAACUAAUCGGACCAGAGUAGUUGUGUUUUCUGUGGAGAAAUCCCAAAAAGUGCCUACACAAAGACUUGGGUUUAGUAAUUUUUCUCUGUUUUGAGAAGGUUUCAGUUUUCAACAUAGUCCCAGUUCAACCGAAAAAAAAUUUCGACAUCGAAAAGGAAAGCAAAUGCCAGGGCCACAUAGAUCUUCGACCUCUUCAUUCAAGAAUGGUCUACCUCCUCAAGAACUCCUCCACGAUCUCUGCAGUCGGUUUGUUCUAAAUGUGCCAAAAGAAGAUCUCCAAUCAUUUGAGAGGAUCUUGUUUCUUGUGGAGUAUGCACAUUGGUUCUAUGAGGACAAUUCCAUGGAAAAUAACCCAUCAUUGAAGUCACUCACUUUGAAGGAAUUUACUUCCUUAAUGUUCAACAGUUGCGAUGUUUUAAGACCCUAUGUUACUCAUCUAGACGAUAUAUUUAAGGACUUCACUGCAUACAAGGUUCAAGUUCCUGUAAGUGGGGCCAUCAUAUUGGAUGAAACUUAUGAUCGGUGCUUACUAGUGAAAGGAUGGAAGGGAACAAGCUGGAGUUUUCCCCGUGGGAAGAAGAACAAAGAUGAGGAAGACCAUGAAUGUGCCAUUAGAGAAGUUCUGGAGGAAACAGGUUUUGAUGUUUCUAAACUUCUUGACAAAGAAGAGUACAUUAAAAUGAUAUUUGGCCAGCAGAGGGCGCGGCUUUACAUAGUUGCUGGGGUGAAAGAUGAUACAGCCUUUGCUCCACUCACCAAAAAAGAGAUCAGUGAGAUAGCAUGGCAGCGGCUUGACGAUCUCCAACCGGCAAGUGAUGAUGUAAUCUCUUGUGGGAUGACUGGCCUCAAGCUUUACAUGGUUGCUCCAUUCUUGGUGUCUUUGAAAGCAUGGAUUUCAGCUCAUCGGCCCCUGGUAGCAUCAAAACCUGAUAUGCCUUCGAGACGUUGAUAUGAACCGAAUGAUGUAAUGUAAAACCAAGAAAAUGAAAAGGAAAAAUGUAAUACUCAUUAGAUUUUCUUGAUAGAAUUCGUGAAAAACUAACAACUGAAACCAACUUGAUAGAUGGCUGAAUUUAAAUGUGUGCAUAAAAAAG